This is a messenger RNA of Ixodes scapularis (black-legged tick), 817 nucleotides long. RefSeq lists its product as uncharacterized. The transcript is spliced from 5 exons. The record is from RefSeq and is a predicted model, not a curated record. NCBI's taxonomy places the organism in Eukaryota, Metazoa, Arthropoda, Arachnida, Ixodida, Ixodidae. Bases 38 to 817 code for a protein of 259 amino acids.
UGUUCGCUUUGUUUUAACCUGAAGGGAAACGCCGGCAAUGGACAAGUUCGCACUGUUCAGGUUUCCUGAUGAGUCAUUAUCGGUAGAGUCCGUAAAGUUAAUUAAAUACUAUGACCCAGUCGUAAAGCAUAAUUCCAAAACGUGGCCGGAAUUCAGCGGUCCAACCCAGAAGAAUAACUGGGUGAAAGUCAACUGGCCCGACGGGGACAAAAAGACCGGGCGGGCGACGGGUACGUCCAAGUUGCUGGCCGCCCAGGUCGUGAAGUUCAGCCCAAUCCGCAGUGACCUGGAAUCUUUGUUGAAUGAGAUGCUGGCCGCCACAAAUGGGGAUGAUGCCUCAUCCAAAGUUGCCAAGAAGACCGGAAAGCGGAAAGGAAGUACCCUUGAGGACCGCGUACUACAGCGGCUGAGAUUGGAGUUUGUCAAGGAAGUCUCACGACCAGAUGGCGAGGGUCCUGCUUCUGCCAGUGGUGGCACGGAGGAUAGUGCCGAUGAAGGCGAGGCUGAGGCCAGGGCUGCCGCAGCUGAGGCAAGCUCAGCGAAAGCCGAGGCCAAGGCUGCCGAGGCAGAAAGGAGGGCAGCACAAGCCGAGGAAAGAGCGGCGCAGUUGGAGAAGAACCUCGAAGACCUCCAAGCCCAGCUAUAUGACAGCGAGGCACGAGCGGUGGCAGCGGAGGGCAAGGCACUGUUUGCAGUGAACACACUCUUCCCUUUGCUGGAAGGGCUUCCAGGCAUUGUGGAUAAAAUGCUAACUGGUGUGGCGGCUGGUGCAACAGCUGCCAACAAUGGACCAGCUGAGACUGUAAGUCUAGAUUGA